This is a messenger RNA of Paramecium octaurelia, 9383 nucleotides long. The record is from the annotation of a GenBank genome assembly. Lineage: Eukaryota; Ciliophora; Oligohymenophorea; Peniculida; Parameciidae.
AUGUUCUUUUGUACAACUUUGAAUGAAAUAUUGUUGUUGUCAACGAUGUAAGAAAACUUUUUAAAAACACUAGUUUUCAAAUUAUCAAGUCAAGCUGCGAUGUUUUUAAGUUUAUUACUACUCCAGAUACAGGAGCAGCCUCAGUAAAUUUAGAUUUAUCUACCACGUUAUUUACAGACUUUGGAAUAGGAGUUUGGACUAGAUUCUAAAGUCAAUUCGAAGAAAACGACAGUUUGAAUAAAAAAGUUAUAAACCACUUUGUUUUUGCCUAGUUAUUAGAUGGUUCAUACCCAUUGAUUUACUAUAUCAAAUAGGAUAGAGAAGCCAAGGUUUUAUAUUUCGAAUUGAUCUUACAAAACGACUAGUACUUCGAAAUGAGAGAACUAGAACUUAAGGAAGACUUGGUUGGGUCCAAGUGGGUAUUCUUUUACUUUUGUUAUUCUAAAUCACAGAAAGCAUAUAAUACAUUUGUAUACGUAGACUAAGAUACUAUUAACGUGCAGAUGGCAGGAGGAGGAGAAUACUAGAACUAACAUAAUUUAGUUAUACCAUUUACAGUUGGAGGUGAUCUAUAAGUAAUAAUCACAAGUAUUAUUUUAGUAUUCGAAUGAAAAGUUUAAUGUAAACCUUGAUUUGACCCCCUUCGUAGGAGAGAUAAGCGACCUUGACCUUAGAACCGACGUAUAAAGCUUUUAUUCUGACAUCCCAACAUUUUUGAGUAACCUAGAAGAUACGAACUGUGAAAUAUAUACAUGUCCAGCCACAGCUCAAACUACAGUGCUUUCUAAUUUCUACAACGGCGGCUAUAUUCUAAACAAAUAAGUUACUUUCUUUAAUAAACGAUUCAUAUUAUUCGGUUGGGUUAAAUUAAAUGAAUUAGCAGAUGUAUGAUAAAUUUCUAUAAUCUAUAAAGAUCCGUUCCCUUGAGACCGUAUUUAUUAGAGCAACGUUCAGAAAGAUCUAUUAUGGAGACAAAUAUUAAGGAGAAAAGGCGCUAUAUUGGAAAUACUAUUAAAGUACCAUGCGAGAUGAAGAUAAUGGGUUUGAGGUGUCCACUUAUCACAACAUUGAUGGAACUAACAACACACAAUACCAAACUUUGGAGAGUGACACAAUUUUACAAAAAAGUGCACAUCUUCAAAGUGCCAUAACUUCAUGGCAUUGGUUUGUGUAUCAAGAAGGAUUGCCGAAUUCAUAAAUUUAACUUAGCAUCUACUUAGGAAAAUAUAGAGAAAUAUUAAACUAUUACUUGACACAAGUUCAUUAUGAAAAAGUUACUUAUUAUUUCAACAUCGGGGGAGAUAAGUUCAUCAAGUCUUUUUCCGGCGAAGUUCGUAAUCUAACCUUCUCCUAUUGCCAAUUAAAUGAUAAUAAGCCUGAUAGAUGUAUUCAUUAUUAGUUAUCAAUAAGAUUGCCACUACAGUUGUAAUACUUGUUUUGGACCGAACGAAAGUGAUUGCAUAGACUGCGUACCAUAACUAGUCUCAAAAAGACUCUAAAAUGGCACUUAUUGUCCAUGUAUCAAUAGUUACUUGGAUGUUGGUUUACCAACUUGCUAAAAUAAGUAUACAGUCUUGGGCGGGAUAACGAUACAAGAAGGAUUAAUUGGAGACUCAUCAGGUUGUUAAAGAAACUAGUUCUUGGUGAAGAUGAAGGGGAAUUCUUAUUGUUUGAAUUGUCCUGGAGCAAUCACUCCUUAUGGUUUAUAUUGCAUAGAUUGUAUUUACAAUCCUAACACUUGGUAUUUAAAUCCAAUCUGUAAAAUUGAUUACUUGAUGCCUUUCACCGACUAAACAACUUACGUAUUCAUAAGAAGAGAUAGGAAACAAAAGGAUUAUGAAUAUUUUCUGAUCAUCUACAAUAGCAAUUAGGAUUAACCAGUCUUAGAAACUUGUUUUGGCUGCUUAGGGUAGACUAACAGCACCAUCAAUUUCAUUGAAAAAUAUACAAUGAAUUAGCUUUCUAAAAUCCUCUGCAAGAAUUGUUAUACAUCAUUAAAUGGGGAGUGUGUUAAUUUAUCACCCAAUUGUGAUUUAUGUGAUGAUAAUCAACAGUGCACAACUUGUUAAUAGAACUACACUUUAUUCGAAUCUAAAUGUUAUCAAUGUCCUAAUUAUUGUCCUGAUUGCAAGUAUAAUUCUACUGGAUAUUAUUGUAAAAGUUGUAUUAAUCGAUACUAUUAUAAUUCUACCUUAGAACAAUGUCAAUAGUGUGGAGCCUUUUGUGAAAUAUGCUUUUACUAAAACAUACUCAAUAUCCUUCAAUGCGUGAAAUGUGUUGAUAACUAGAAUUACUUUAUUGCUGCUGAAUACACUCAAUGUCUACCUAAAAACCAACCUAAUUGCAAAUAUCAAGUCUAAGAAAUUUUUUCGACCUUAACCAAUGAGACUAAUGUUUAUUAAACUUAUAAAUUAAGCAUGGAUUUACAGUCCAAUUUCAUCUCAUAUCCAUCUUUAGACCUGUGUUUAAAGUGUAACCCACAUUAUAUUAAUUUCAUGAAGUGUGGUCAAGAAUAUGGAUGCUAUACAGUCGAUUAGAUAGAAAGUAAGUCUAAUAAGCCAUUACCUUUGAGUUUGAAAUAGAAAGUAAUCAAUGACCCCACAUUCGAAUUAGGGUUUCAUGAAAAAUUGACUAAGGAUGGUACUGAAGAUUAUUACAUAAUGUUUGGAGAUUCUGUUAUUGACAACAAAAUAACAUACAAUCCUAUUGUAUUAGAAUAAAAAGAGAUAGGUCAAAAAGUGUGCCGAGAUAUAUACUGCUAAUACUGCAUUCAAAACUAUGUUUAUACUCAAGAAUAUUGCAUUAAAUGCUUUAAACCUUAUUAUGCACACAAACUGCAAGGAAACUGCAUCAUAUGUCCUCCUGACUGUGUAGAAUGCGAAUUCGGGAAUAAAAUAUUCAAGGAUGGAUGGAAAUCAGAUUUGUUGCCUGGUUAUCAAAUGAGGUCCAAACAAGAAUGGCAUCACUUUAACCUCUUUGCGCUUUCUACUACUAUUGACGACUAUGAAGUUACUUGUUUAAAGUGUGCUGAUGGUCUUAUGUAACAGAAUGGAAAAUGCUAUCCCAAAUGUCCCUGUGAAAGUUGUAUCAUCGAAAAUGAAUAAGUUAAAUGUGUCACAUGUCAAAAUUCAAUCAAAACAGUCAUUAAUGAUAAAUGCACUCAAUGCCCUCAAUUUUGCGAACUGUGUAGAGAAUUUACUUCAGAGGAAAUCACUCAAAUCAAUCCUUAUUUCGACUAAUAAAAUCCUAGUUACAAGGGAUAUGCAAAAUAAUGUUUAAAGAGAGAUAUUCAAGAUCCUCCAUAAGGAAUCUUAUACAAUGAUCCUAGUUUAGGCCAAGAACUUAAUUGCAAAAAUGUUGACAAAAAGGAUUGCUACUUUUUUGUUGAACUCCAAUAAACAAUCUAUUGUGGAACUGCAUAAUUUCAACAGAGGCUUAAUUAAGAGACUGAUGAAGAUGCGAGAGACUAUUUUAUGAAAUAUAAUUUACCCUUGCAAAGUUUGUUUUCUUCUACCAACUCCAGUCACUUCUAUAUAGAAACAAAUUACUUGUUCACUGAAUUAAAUGUUAAAAGUGUCAAAUUAAUUAGAUAUAUUGUAAACGUAUUACCAAAUAGUGGAGAUUGCAUAAUCAAAAAGAACACUUUUAUUUAGUCUCAAAUUAGAUAGAAUGUAUUUACAGCGAAAUACGUUGAAUUAAUAAUUUAAUCUUAAAAUGACAUCCCAAUUCAAGUGGAAGGCGAAGUAUCAUUUUUAGAAUUUUCAACUGUUACUCUGAAGAACGUCUAAAUCAUCCCCACAAGCUAAUCUUUGAUCUUAAAUGUAAAUAGUAUAUUCGGAGUUGCAUUUCUUAUUGAUCACUUUUCUAUCAAGAAUGCUGUUGAUCUUCAGUUUCAAAUUAAAAUAUAGAACCCGAAUUCAAUUUCAAUUAAGAAUUUUGAAAUUUCAGAUUCCAAAUUAAAUAAUAUUAAUGGUAUUAUUAGAUACUAUUUCACUCUGCCAUUAAAAAAUACAUUAAUCUAUAACCUAGAUACAAUCCUAAUUAAGAAUUGUUAAAUAGUUAACUCCAACUUAUUCGUACAAAUCUUAGGCACAGAUUAUGGAAAUCAAAAAUUAAUUGCUAAUAAUUUUUAAUCCUAUAAAAAUACAUAUACUAACUCUAUUAUUUUAUACACUGAAUUCCCCAAUCAACUAAGAGAAUCUGAGUUCACAAUCCAAUAAUUUUUAUCUGAUCAUGAACAACUCACUUAAUCAUCCUUAUUUAUAUUACAUGGAGCACUUAAUGUCAUUUUAACUGAUAUUACUGUCUAAAACGGAGAUUUCUUUGCUUAAGUCAAAUUGUUUAAGCUACCUUUGUUCACAAUUAAUAAUAUGCUUAUUGUAGGUAACAACUUUGAAAGUGCUGAUAAUAGAGUAAUUACAAAUGUCGUUGAUGCCUUAUAUCAAGAUAAAAUAUCUAUCAGUUCUCUCACAUUUAACUCAAUAAUAUUUAGAAACAACUUUUACAAAGGCAGCAAAGUCUUCAUUGAAUUGAUUUAGAGUUAGAAUUUUAAAGAUUUAAGAAUAUAGAUUGAUGACUUGUCGUUAGAAUCAAAUUAAUUCACUCAAUAAUAAUACUCAAAUCAAAUGACAUCAUCGAAUUCAUCCGUAUACUUUGAUUUGACUUAAAUAACAAUCUAGAAUUUGAAUAUUGUUCGAGCCUUCACUCUACCAGAAAUAUCAAUUAACAAUGUAGAUAAAUUGGUUUUGAAGAAUGUAAAAGCCACAUUAAAUAGUGGGUUUAAGAUCAAGUUAAUUCAUCAGCAACUCUCCUGCAUUUAGUAGACCCUUCAAAUUGGAUAUGGCAGUAUGCUCUAAAUAUUCAAUACUAAAACUAUUGAAAUUAAUAAUCUCCAAGUCAUAGGUCUGAUUGUUCUUAAUAUGCCUAUCAUCACAAUUAAAUCAUUAGAUGGAUCCAAUUAUCGGCAAUCUGAAACCAUAACGAUUUAAUAAGUAUAAUUCUCAAAUAAUACAAUGAUACUUACCAAACUAGCAGAAUAGCCUACUAUUCUAAGCAUUAUAUCAGAAUAAAAGUAAGAAAUAACACUGUCCAAAGUGAUCUCCUAUAAUAACCAUCAUCACAAUUACUAGGAAGAUUUGCUUUUCAAAUAGUCAUCAACCAUUCUCAUACAAAAUCCAAAUUCAAACAUCGCUCUAACUGAAUCGAACUUCUCUAAUAAUAUCUUGACUAAUAAUUAAGGAUCUAAUCUAGUCUUGAUUAGUAACACUCUUUUGGUGAAUAAUUGUAAUUUUUAGAAUUAGAAUGAUUUGCAAUUUUAAUAUUUAAGAGAUCGAUUAAUUUGGGGGUACAAUAAGGGUGAAGUAGCCUAUUUUGAGAACUUAUAUUAACUGUUUUCUAUUAAGUCAAAAGGAGGGAAUGGAUACUUAUCAGCAAAUCAGAUCAAUUUGUACAAUAUCACAAGCAAUAAUUCAUUGGGCUUAUAAGGAGGGGCAUUUUACUUUGGAACUCAAUCAAGUGGGUCAAUUACGAUAGAGAAUUGCGUUUUUAAUUUCAGUUAAGCGAAUCUAUAAAUGAAAGAAAAGUCAUAAGGAGGAACUCUAUAUAUUGAUGCUUCUCAGUCAGAUUUACAUCUAUAGAUAAUGAAUAAUAGCUUUACAAAUAGUUAUAGUAGAAAUGAAGGUGGAACAAUCUUUAUUGAGCCUUCAAGAAACAAUAAUUCAAUAAUAAUUAACGAAAAUACAGUAGAGAAUGUAUUUUCUUUCCAGAAUGCCUUCCUCAAGCUCCCUGUUACUUUCAGUAGCAAAUCUUUGAUUUUGCUUUUUACAGUGUUUGAUUUGUCCAUUAAAAAUACAUACUUUGGAUACCUAGAAUAUUUGGGGAAAGUCUAGAAUUUAAGUAGUUCAGAAAUAUCGCUAUCGACUAAAAACUACUUGAUCUCAAUAGAGCGUGGAAAUAUUACAUUAAGGAGUUGUUAUAUUUUUGACAUUUUUGAUUAUGGAUCAUUAGAAAUCUUGGAGGCUAGUUACAUUAAAUUAGAUACCUUCUAUAUCUAAAAUAUUACAAUAAUUAGUGGGAGUAUUCUUAGCAUCUAAUUAAAUAAAAGUAUAUAUAUAAUUUGACAAUUAAUAGAAUAUUUGACAUAGGUUUAGCUGGUCAACGUAAAAUUGAAGGAUAUCGCUGAAGUAAUAGGAGAUGUGUCUUUGCCAAAUACACCAAUUUCUACGAUUCCAGAAUUAUUCUAUAAAUGCGAUCUGACGACGAAUGAACCAACUUCAUUAAAAACUCUCUAUGAUUAGGACUAGCUGUAUGUCAUUAGUUUAAACAAUUUCUAUGUGAUGAUAAAGAAUAAGACAAAUCCCAAUUUCAUUUUUGAAAUCGAUUCUGUUUCAGCAAAUCAUUACAUUUUAUUAGAUAAUGUGAAUAUUUAAAAAAUUAACUGUACUAAUUGUUAAAAGGGCGUUUUGAAGUUUACAAAUAUUGAUGAAGCAUAAAAUCAAAAUCUGAUUUAUAUAAGUGGUUUGUAUUUGAAGGAUAGUUAGUGUGGAAUUUUUAGUUGUUUUGUAAUUGCAGCUAGAUCAACAAAUGAAAUCCAAUUAUUCUCAAGAUUCAAAUCGAAUAGAAUUCUAGAUUAAGAAAAAGCAGAAUUUGAUAAACAAAUAUCAACUGUCAAAAUAGAGAAAAGUUUAUUUGAUAAUAACCAGGCUACAUUUGGUGGAGGUAUUUUGAUCUCAGCUUUGAGUUCUGUUAUUUCAAAUUGUUAAUUUACAAAUAAUAUAGCAUCUUCUGUAGCGGGAGCAUUGUAUUUCGAUUAUGAAUUAGAAACGUAACUGCUUGUAUAUGAUUCAGUUUUUGCAAAUAAUGAAGCAAAAGUAGGUGGUGCAUUAUAUUUGAGUGAUUUCUAAGUGUAAUCGCCAUCAAAAAUGAAUAAUGUAUUCCAGGGAAAUUAAGCAACAUAUUUUGGUGAUAAUUUAGCAAACUAACCAACUUAAUUGACUUUGUAGAUAGGAUCAAAGAUCAUGCAGAAAAAGUUAUUAGAGAAAAAUUCAACCAAUCUGACAGAAAUUAUAGAUGUUAAGCAAUAUAAAAUUGGUAGCUCACAAUAUAAUAACAUAAUGCUGCCCAGUGGAUAGGCUAUUGGAGGAUACUAAAUUUUUGAUGAAAUAACCUAAUCUUACAUUCCAUAUAAUUUUACUUUUAGAAUAAUACCUAUGAAUGAUGAGAAUAAUCAGAUUAAGGCUUUGGAAGGUAGCAAAUGCUUUAUAAGGGGGAGAUAAAUCAUUGAAAAGUAAGAAGGAGAAUUCUUAACUAAUUUUACCAGUAUCACAGAAGUAUUAUUCAAUGCAACCAGUCAGGAUUAUAAUCUUGAUUAAAUGGAAAUUACAUUUGAUCCUGACUAUUCUUCAACAGGAUAUUUAUAACUUGAAAUAACUUGCAAUUCAAUUCAAAUUCCAAUUUUCUAAGAAAAACCUCCUUAUUUAUUGUAGGAUUAUUUCACUAACUAUAGAUUGAGAGUCAAUCUUUAAACCUUUCCUUGUCAAAGAGGAGAGUAUAAAACUAAACUAGGAACAUGCAAAUUAUGUGAUUCUAAUGCUGAUCAGUAUAAUGUUAAAGCUGGUGAUUAAUGUAAAAUAAAAGACCCAAUCAAGAUGGAGUAAGUCUCUUCAGCCAGAGUCAUGUUAAGACCAGAAUAUUGGAGACCCUUUGAAUACAGCGAUAAAAUAGAAUACUGUUUGAAUUUACCUGAAAACUGUGUGGGAGGAUGGAACCCUGGAAAUGAUUUAUGUUCAUAUGCGCAUGUAGGAGCAUUAUGUGAAUAAUGUGAUAUUUACAAUAUUAGAGGUUAAGGAGCACAUUCUGUUAGUACUUCCUAUAAAUGCGGAAGUUGCUCUAACAUCGGUGAUAAUACUAUUAAAGUUACUUUAGUGAGCAUUUGGACAAUGAUCUCUAUUAUGCUAUCAGUUAAGGGAACUGUAGAAACAGUUGAUAAAAUGAUUACAUAAUCUAAGAUGCAUAAACUCAAAAUCUUUCGUAAAGAUCCAAAAGCAGGAUAUGGCAGUGUGUUGAUAAAGGUGUUAACAAACUAUUUGCAAAUUAUUGGAGCUGUUUCAACAUUUUAACUUAAACUCCCAAGUGCCGUUUAAUCAUCAGUGAGAUCAGUUGGUAAUCCAACAGAGGCCAUGAGUUUUUCCCUUGAUUGCUUUCUAGUUAACCUUGUUGAUAUCGACAUCAUAUAUUUCAGAAUGAUAUGGGCUCUAAUUAUGCCCAUAUUGUACAUUUUUACAUUCCUCAUCAUUUAUGCCGUGGUGAUCAUAAUUCGUUUAGCUAAACCAAACAAAUCUGCAAUAACAACAACAGCAAUAUACUUGUUCACCUAUUUAUAACCUACUCUAAUUGGUGGAUUUAUUUCCUUACUUUCCUUUAGACAAAUUUCUAAUCUAUACUGGAUUCAAGGUAAUGUAGCUUAUAGGUACGACACUGAAACCCAUUUCAAAUGGGUUUUAUCUUUUAUAUUGCCCUCCACCAUAACUCUUGCCUUUUUCAUUCCAGCAUUUAUGUUUAUCAGUUUAUACAAGCAAAGACAUCAUUUAGAUUAAGAAAACACCAGAAAAAAUUGGGGAUAUUUGUACAACGAAUACUAAACAGAAGCUUAUUUUUGGGAAAUUGUAAAAAUUCUUGAAAAAGGAUUUAUAAUUAUAUUUUUAACAUUCUACGAAGACUUGAUCAUUAUAAAAGGUGCUCUAGUCUUCAUGAUCGUUUUUGUUUAUUAAGUAUUAACUAGAUCCUACAGGCCUUAUAAGUUACCUUUCUUAAAUUUGGUGGAUGAAUUUAGUACUCUAAUUUGUGGAACAUCCAUUGUCAUAGGAAUGACUAUUUAUUAAUCCUCUUUGUCCAACAAUUAGGAAAUUAUUUGGCCAUUCUAUAUGCUUUUAAUAAUAUUCAACCUGGUCUUUAUUAUAAUUAUUCUUUGGGAAAUUAUAUUAGCCUAGCUUGAAGAUUAAUAAGAGAAUAUUGAUAAGGUUAGAGAUUUGGUCAAUAAAAAAUACCCUCGUCUUAUAAAUUCGAAUUGGAUCUUCAAAAGGCUAUUGACCAACCGCGGACAACAGCAGAAAAGAGUCAAAAGAAGAUUUUAAAUGAUAAGAAAUUAUCUUAUGAAAUUAGUUCGUAAUAAUCCAGGAAUUUAUAAAUUACCUACUCCUCCGCCCUCUAUUCAAGAAAUUCCUAUAUCAAACCAAGAAAAAUAAAAUCUCUUACCAGCUCAUCAAUAAAGCAAUUAAGAAAAUUAAAUAGCACCAUAAAAAAAUGGAGCAAAAGUAUUUCCAGUGGAUAAUGAUUAAAGAACCUUUGAAAGUGUUAGAUAUGAUGAUAGACGUUAAUCCCCUUGA